Cooperia oncophora is the source of this 798-nucleotide messenger RNA. The record is from the annotation of a GenBank genome assembly. Lineage: Eukaryota; Metazoa; Nematoda; Chromadorea; Rhabditida; Trichostrongylidae.
AUGUCGCGAAAUUUUCCAGCUUCGUCAUUUGCUGGCUAUCAUUCACUGGACCGCAAGUCACAUCUGGCUGACUACUACCGUGAGUCGUCACCGAAUCGACUAGGAGUCUUCGAUCGAACUUCAAUGGCAGCGCUGAUCAGCCCGCGUCGAAUACCUCAACCCCCACCAGACAGUAUGCAACGCCACAGCAUAAACGGAUCUUUGUCUGCUCGAGGGCCACAGAACUCGGAGCGAAUUUACGCAAACUUGCGUGAUGGCAUCCAUCUGCACCGACUUGCUGACGAAUGCCAGCUAAACCAUGGACUAGCGAAGAGCGAAGGUGCGGACGUCCUGGGCUCUCAGAACUCCCUCGCAAGUGCGGCCUGUAGCUCGCUGAACGAAAGAUACGAGGCUGACAUUCGUAAGAUGGCUCGCGACCUAGAAGGCUAUCGUCACACAAUCAGCAAGCUGACGCGAAAACAGGAGGACUACUCGCACGUAAUGGAGAUGUUCCAGAGUAAACUGUCACAACUGAGUAAACAAAUCGACAAAUCUCUUCUCAAGCCCGACGACUUGAACAAACUCCGGCAGGAAAUUGAACAGUUACGGUUGGUCAGUGGCAGAUUGGCACAGGGAGGUGACGCAAAGAAAAGCAUUGAAGGAGCCGGUGAGCUUCUCCGUCAACCAUCGCUCGAGUCUGUAGCUUCGCUUGCUAGUCACAGAUCCUCAAUGUCAUCUUCGAGUAAGUCGAGCCGAACCGACAAAAGCAGCCUGAACAGCUUUGGCAAAUCAAAGAAGAGCUGGGUAUGUCAAGAAUAG